Messenger RNA from Punctularia strigosozonata HHB-11173 SS5, 2850 nucleotides. RefSeq lists its product as uncharacterized. The record is from RefSeq and is a predicted model, not a curated record. Gene Ontology annotation, molecular function: nucleic acid binding. Lineage: Eukaryota; Fungi; Basidiomycota; Agaricomycetes; Corticiales; Punctulariaceae. The coding region runs from base 1 to 2850 and encodes 949 amino acids. The transcript is spliced from 14 exons. Gene Ontology annotation, cellular component: mitochondrial inner membrane.
AUGCGUCAUGCUGAAGGCAGGCGAACCGCUGUCGUCCGUCGGAACGUGUCGACGGUCACUGGCGCCGAGUCGACCAGUAUCGCAGAUGAUGUCCGAGUUCCGCCCGUAAGCGACACAAAAACGCGAGAUGCAUGGCUCUUCGUCGACUCUGUCUUCCCAGUACGCCUCGGCGCAUGGGACCUCCGGCACUACAUCGGCGUCUUCCGAGAAGACACCCUCCUCGAGAAGCUCUCGCAUAUCCUCUCCAACGUCUCGUCCUCGUCCCGCUUCUCCUUCAAGCCCCUCUCGCUCGAGUCGCACCACAAAGAGGGCGGCGUCUUCGUCCACUUCUCGUACGCGCUCGACAAAUCCGACGACGCCGCGAAGCGGGAGGAUAUCGAGCGCGUGCUGGGCGAAAUCGAGAAGGAGGUGAGGGCGGAGGCUGCGAAGGACGGAGGCGUGCCGAAUUGGAUAGGACUCGGGCACGGGAGGGUAUGGACGGUGAAGGGGCAUCCUUGGCGAGAGGAUCUCGACCGGUAUGCGUCGCCGAUAGUGAAAGUCGCUUUUGAGGGGCCCGAUGUCAGGGAAGAGAUGUUGUACGAUGUGCUACGACCAUACGGCAGGAUACAAGACAUAGGGAUGCCGACGCCUCCGCCGGCGGGGUCGCUCCGCACCGCGACGGUCUCCUUUCGCAGCCUCAGCGCCGCCACGGUAGCCAGGAACGUGAUGCACGGGUUCGACGUCGUCCCCGGCGGUUCUUCACCCAGCACCAGGCUGCGGCUGGGAUACCAGCCUCCCGUACAGGCGCACGUUAUACGUGAUUGGCUCUCGAGCCACCCGAGGAUCGUCAUACCCGUCGUCGUCUCGCUCUUGCUCACGUUUACAUAUACCGUGUUCGACCCCAUCCGCACCUGGAUGAUCGAAGGCAAAGUCGGCGAUUGGUUCGAGUACCAGGACUGGGCGCUCUAUCGCUGGCUCACGACCCGGUUGCCGUCGUCGCUCGGCCUGGCGUCGCAUCACGACGAAAUUCUGACCGAGGGAGGAGCCAGCCAUGAAGCGAGAGGGUGGAAGGAUAGAGAGGAUGCGGCGGGGGCAAUGGAGCGGUACUUGACCGAUCUACCGAAUACUAUCACUUUCGUGCACGGACCGCAGGGGAGCGGCAAGGGCCGGAUGCUGGAGGCGGUCAUCACGGCUCACCAUCGGAAAGCGCUCAUUAUCGACUGCAACGAGCUCUUCAAGAAGUCAUCCGACUCGCAGCUGGUCGGCGCGCUCGCCGAACAGACGGGGUACUGGCCGAUCUUCACCUUCCUCAACUCCGCGAGCAACCUCCUCGACCUCGCCGCCGUCGGCCUUAUCGGACAGAAAGCCGGCCUGUCUACGUCCCUAACCGAGCAGCUGAAGCAAGUACUCGAUAUCACAGCAACCGCGCUCCACCGCGUGUCGGCGUCGCACCGCACCGCGCUCCAGCGUCGGAUCAAGGAGGAGGAGAAGCGGGAGAGCAUGCGGCGGGAGAGGGAGAGGCGGCGCCAGCGGAUCAGGGACGGGACGUGGCAUGACCCGAGGAUGGACUGCGUGGCGGGGAACGGGGUCAUGAGCGAGCUCGGGAUCGGGGACGAGAUCUAUGCCGAGGCGGAUGACCUGCCGACGGGGGUGGACAAGGACGCAGAGGAGAAGAAGGAGGCGGUGCACACGACGGUCGAUAAUACCGCGGAGGAGAGCCGGGUCGACGUCGUCGAAGCCCGGUUACAGGACAAGGCGGCGUCGGUGCUCGAAAUGCUGGGGAAGCCCUUCGGGGGCUCCGGCUCGGACGAGGUGUCCGGCAGGCCAGACCCAAACGCGACCCCGAGCAACGGCAGCGAGCAGCGCCGCGAGGGCCAGGACCCGGAGCGCAAGCAGCGAUCGGUUGAGGACGUGGAGGCUGUCAAUUCGUUGCCGAUCGUCGUCCUCAAGAACUUCGUCAUGCGCGCAGGGGCAAACGAGGAGGUGUUGAACGUGCUCGCCACCUGGGCGGCGAGCCUGGCGGAGAACAAGAUCGCGCACGUUGUAGUGGUCAGCGAUAACAGGGAGAACGCUAAGAGGCUGGCUAAGGCACUACCUAGCAAGCCGCUGAACGCUAUUGCGCUGUACGAUGCGGACGCGGCCAGCGCUCUAUCUUACGUCAAGCAGAAGCUGAACGACGCCGGGGUGAACAUUCCGUUCAGUGGGAGGGAGACGGAGUACGUCGAACGACUUGGUGGACGGGCGAGCGACCUCGAGAGUUUGAUACAUAAGGUUCGCAACGGCCAGAGCGUGCAAGAGGCUGUUGAGGACAUCAUCCGACGGGACGUCGGGGAAUUGCGCAAGAAUGCGUUUGGGGAUGAUGCGGAAGAUGCGAAAAACUUGCCUUGGUCUAGGGAGCAGGCAUGGACGCUUGUGAAGAAACUAUCGAAGGCCGAUGAGUUGCCGUACUACGACGUCCUGAUCGACUUUCCCUUCAAAGGCGACGAAACUGCGCUAAGGAGCAUGGAGCACGCCGAGCUGGUCGCUAUCGGAACGGACAAUGGUCGCCCGACGACGAUCAGGCCGGGCAAGCCUGUCUACAAAUAUGUGUUCCAGCAGGUCGCACAGGACCGCGUAUUCCAGGCAACGCAAGAUAUCGCAAUCAACGAGAAGCUCAUUGCCAGUGCGGAGAGUACCGUGAAGGCGUGCGAGGAGGAGCUGCUCACCCUCAAGGAGAUUCGUGCUGGCGAAUCGAGCUGGUGGUCAAGCAGCACUCGCACUCGGGAAAAGUACCUGGUCAAGAAGAUGCAAGCGUCCGAAGGGAAGAUUGAGCAACUGGAGAAGCAGAAUGCGGAACUGAAGAAAGUGCUGGCGAAGACAUCACAUAAGUGA